UGGCGGCUUGGGCUCAGACCGGAAGUGGUUCGAAGGGGAAGGCGCUACCGGCCGGGGCCGCUCGCCAGCCGGGGACCUGACAAGGCGAUGAAGCCAGCCGUGGACGAGAUGUUCCCCGAGGGCGCGGGGCCCUACGUGGACCUGGACGAGGCAGGAGGAAGUACAGGUUUAUUGAUGGACUUAGCAGCUAAUGAAAAGGCAGUUCAUGCAGAUUUCUUUAAUGAUUUUGAAGAUCUUUUUGAUGAUGAUGACAUUCAAUGAAAUUACUCGUUCAGCUAUGCAAUGCUAAGGUGUGGAAUCCUCCUGUAGGAUUGUUGCUUGUUUGCUUUUUUAAAAAAGAAACCCAGAGAGAAUCUGUAUGUUAUCUCUAAAGAGCCAUUGGAAACUAGAAGAUUGGUAAAGAUGACAGAAGAAAGAAGUUGCGAACUGUUAUCACUAGGUUACGUGUAGAUUUUCUUCAAUUUUAUUUGCUGAUGUGCGUGUUGAAUAAAAUAUGAACAAAAUCUCUCCCUGUGAUGUACUUUCAGUUUAAUAGAUGUUGUCACGGACUGAAAUUCCCUGAUGAGCCAUAAUUUUGUAAAAUCAUUCACCAUUACUUUUAUUUAUUAGGCAAAGACAAACUGCAAGAUUUACCAUCUGCUGGAUGAGUUUUGUUUCUCAUUGUGUGGGAUUAAGCUAUCCAGUCUUUCUCUGAGUAAAACAUUGAAUAUAUUUGUGUUUUUACACAUGGCGCUAUGAAGGGAGUGUGCAUUUUACAAUUUCAGGUUUUAAUAAUAUCCAAUUUCUAUAGCUAUUUUAGCUUCCGUCCAGGACAUUUUUUUCAAUAACAAUAAAUACAGCAAUAAUGUAAUCUUAAAAUACUAAAAUGAAACACAUUUUGUGAUCCUGGAUCAUACUGUAGGAAUAUUGAUUUAAAAUACCCAGAUCUAUUUUAAUGUUAGAAAAUAAAUUCUUCCUUCACUGA
Molecule: messenger RNA, 964 nt
Organism: Gopherus flavomarginatus (Mexican gopher tortoise)
Lineage: Eukaryota; Metazoa; Chordata; Testudines; Testudinidae
Gene: COPS9
Product: COP9 signalosome subunit 9
Exons: 3
Coding region: 88-261 (57 amino acids)
Biological process (GO): negative regulation of protein neddylation
Source: RefSeq, a predicted model, not a curated record